Molecule: messenger RNA, 5570 nt
Organism: Ruditapes philippinarum (Manila clam)
Lineage: Eukaryota; Metazoa; Mollusca; Bivalvia; Venerida; Veneridae
Product: microtubule-associated serine/threonine-protein kinase 2-like
Exons: 23
Coding region: 1208-5440 (1410 amino acids)
Biological process (GO): intracellular signal transduction; peptidyl-serine phosphorylation
Molecular function (GO): protein serine/threonine kinase activity; magnesium ion binding; protein binding
Source: RefSeq, a predicted model, not a curated record
UGUUUCAGUAAAACUCUACCUCAGAACUAUAACUUGUAUAUAUUUUCAUAUUUAUCCUGGAUUUAGUUAUCAUUUAUUUUUAAAUGCGGUAUGAAAAUAUGAAUGUUUGAUUUAGGGGAGUAAUAUUUCAUAAUAAGAAUGUAAAGAUUCUAAAGUUACGGUCGAUUGCACCUUUUAUAAAGUGAUAAAGUAACUUUCAUUUCUUAUAGGUUAAAAUUGAAACCACGUUGCAUAAAGUGCAGUUUUGAUAGAAAAUGUUUAAGAUGGGUACGGUAAAUAAACUUUUAAGUAUGAGUCAUUACAUUAAAUCUUGGAUAUAAAAUGUAAAGUUACAAAGAAUUAGCUAAGAUUUAAGUGCGUCAGUCAGGAAUUGGUACAAAAGCGUUUGAUUGGAUUAUAGAUAAUAAGUUAAAACCACCUCAAGAUCAUGGAUUACCACCUUAUAGUUCAUUCAGACACUCGAAAAUCGAUCCGGAGUAAAAUACAUGUGACAGAAUUGUAUACAAACUAUAUACAUGCAUGAUUUCUUUACAGAAUGUGUCAUGUAUUCAUGGUGAACAACAAAAACAUUUGGAUAUGAUUGUAUUUGAUGAUGUUAUUUCUUUGGAUUUUACAUGAAAAUGCAAUUUUUGUUUGAUCAAUAGGUAAUAAAUUUUUGUACAAACUAGAGGAACAUUAUUGUAACUAUAUACUCGUAAUUAGCAUAGUAUUUUACACCUUGUGUACACUUUAAUGUAAUGUUAUAAGUGUAGUUAAACAUUACAAAUGAAUUGAAUCAACCAAAAAUACCGGAACUGAAAUAUAAAGAUUGUUAAACGGAGAGGAUUUUAAUAUAAAAAUGGAAUUAAAAGUGGUUGUUAAACGUGUUUAGUGCAAAACAAGGGGGAAUCAGAGACUUUGUUAUACUUGUACCAGUAACGAUCAGAAAGUUAAUGUUAUAAAAUUGUCUCUGCAGUUUAUUGUAUAGAGGAGGAAUAUAUUCUAGGGAAAAUGACAUUGAUGAAGAAAGAAGGAUUAAAGUGAAAACAUUUCUUAUUUGUGUUUGAUAUUUAAGAUGGAGGAAAAAUUCUUGCAAAGAUGCAAGAAUUAUGUUAGAAUGUCUUUUUUUGAAAAACAUUUAAAACAAUUGCCUUGGAGAUAUCGGAAUUAAAUGGCGAAUUCAUUCAAUAAGGAUUUGAUACCAUAAACAUUGGUUGCCACAGAAACAAUGGAAGAUAUAAUAGAUAAAGAGAAGGGUGAAGAAGAGGAUGAUGAAUAUCAUGAGAACGUUCAUCUUACUGUGCCGCAAAAUGCUCUUACACGGACAGUCUCUUAUAAUGAUACUAAAACAUUGUUAAGGUGUAGGAAACAGGCGGCGCUUUUGGCAACGUCAACCAGUGAGACAGAUUUACGCAGAUAUUCAUUGUCACCACUUUUCAUAAGGCGAUCUGCUUCAGUGAAUGAAUGUAGGUCAGAGCUAUCCAGAUCUCCACUCUCUGUGAGAGUGAAUUUUAGUGAUGAUGAAGUUUUUGAGUUUCCACAUACACGAUCACCGAUGUCGUUAAAGAAAGAGCUCAGCUUCAGUAGGCGAUCCAGUAACAGAAAUCAUCGGAAGUCUGUGGUUGGUCCAAACAAAUCACCUGUGUUACAGGCCCGAUGUCCAUCUCCUCAAAUAGGAAGUAGUCCUCAUGAUAGUCCCAGAAACUUGUCACCCAGUACUCAUGGAAACUUUGCCUUCCAGAAUGUACGCAGGGGUGAUGGUAGAAGAUGGUCACUGGCAUCAUUACCUUCCUCGGGUUAUGGUACAAACACACCUGGUGGAUCUAGUCUCUCAUCACAAUAUUCAUCACAAGAACGUCUUCAUCAACUACCCAGCCAGCCUACCCAGGAAGAUAUCGGAAAACUGUACAAACAUUUUGCCACUAAUGAUGGUCAUUCUAGUCUAGAAGAUGAUGGUCGCCAGUCUCCUCUCUCACCUUUUAUGAGACCAAGAUCUCGUAGUCUCAGUCUGUCUUGGCUGGCUUUACAUAGUCCAGGCCGGUCCCCGGGUGGUGAUUCAGAGAUUAUACUCAUGAACAGUGUAUACAAGGACAGAUUUCCUAAGGCAACGGCCCAGAUGGAAGAGCGGCUUCAGCAGUUUCUGGAACAUUGUCGACUGAUACAUAAUGAGAGUGAUAUAGAUGCAAUCUCCAGCUUUCUUUUACAUCAAGUUAUGGAGCUGGCUAAAGAUUGUCUUGAAAAGUCCCAAUAUAAGCUAAUCACCAGUGCUUACUUCUAUGAACUCUCAGACAGUCUGGAAAAACUGCUCAAAGAUGCUCAGGAGAGGUCAGCAGAAACAUUUAUGUAUCCUUUAAUUAAGAAAAUGCUCCUGAUAAUCUCAAGACCAUCUCGACUUCUAGAAUGUCUGGAGUUUGAUCCAGAGGAGUUUUAUCAAUUACUUGAGGCUGCUGAGGGAAAAGCCAAACAGGAAAUUAAAGACAUACCAAAAUAUAUCAUCAGUAAACUAGGUCUUAACAGAGAUCCUUUAGAAGAACUUGAGAUAGAGAAUCGUGAGAGUGCAGCAGUAGAUGAGAGUUUGAAGGACACAUCACUUGUGUUAUCUGAUGUUGAAGAAAGCAUUGAUGGUCGCAGAAAAGAUCUCACUCCAUGUGAGGAAGAUUUUGAAACCAUUAAACUUAUCAGUAAUGGAGCAUAUGCUGCUGUAUAUUUGGUUCGACACAAGGAAAGUAAGCAAAGAUUUGCCAUGAAAAAGAUCUGUAAACAGAACUUGAUAUUACGCAAUCAAACCGAACAAGUGUUCACCGAAAGGGACGUGUUAACAUUUGCUGAUAAUCCAUUUGUUGUGAGUAUGUGGUGUAGUUUUGAAACAAAGCGCCACCUAUGUAUGGUGAUGGAAUAUGUAGAAGGUGGUGAUUGUGCAACAUUGUUGAAAAAUUCUGGACCACUGCCAUUUGAUCUUUCGAGAUUAUAUUUUGCUGAGACUGUGUUAGCUUUGGAAUAUCUCCACAGUUAUGGAAUAGUUCAUAGAGAUUUAAAACCAGACAAUUUGUUAAUUACCGCUACAGGGCAUAUUAAGCUGACAGACUUUGGUCUGUCUAAGAUUGGACUAAUGAGUUUAACGACAAAUUUGUAUGAGGGAACGUUAGACAAAGAUAGUAAACAGUUUAGAGACAAACAAGUGAUGGGGACUCCAGAAUAUGUGGCUCCUGAAGUUAUUCUACGACAAGGAUAUGGUAAGACAGUUGAUUGGUGGUCAAUGGGAAUCAUACUGUAUGAGUUCCUGGUAGGUUGUCCCCCUUUCUUUGGUGAUUCAGCAGAGGAGCUCUUUGCUCAAGUUAUAAAUGAGGACAUAGAGUGGCCACAGGAAGAGGAGUGGCAGGUACGAGAAGAUGCCAAGGAUCUGAUAACCCAACUUCUGCAGCACAAUCCACUCAAUAGAUUAGGAGUUGGCGGUGCUCAGGAGGUGAAGGAUCAUUUUUAUUUUGAUGGUCUCGACUGGGAAUCUAUUCUUAGACAAAAGGCGGAGUUUGUACCUGAUUUAGAAGAUGAUGAGGACACAUCAUAUUUUGACACACGUGCAGACAGGUAUAACCACGAGCUCGAGACGGAAGACACAGAUAUUGAUGACUCUGAGGAUCAGUUGUUCCACAGCUUCUCCUCCAUGUCUCCACGAUUCAGUAAAGUCUACUCCAGAAUUGAGGAGCUACAUGAGGACUAUGGAACAGAUUUGAGGGACCGUAGACGUCAUUCUAGUGCUGAUGAAAUGCGGACAAGGCUACUUGAAAAACAGGCAUUAGAACGUAAAGAUUCGAACCAGUCUACUAGUUCAGAAAAUUCUCUAGAGUUACAGUCGUAUAUGAACCACCCGUCCAGCGAUCGUCACCGUGCCUUGUCAGAUAACACGUAUCCCAAGACGGACCAAAAACCUGACUUGACUAAUAAUCAAAGCAAGAGUGAAGAUGAUCCAGACGUAUUUAGUAGUGCAGAAAGUACCCCCCGAUCAAGUAUCAGUGUUCAGGGCACAUCAAUGUCUACAUCUGACUCAUCACAGAAUGAGAGUGACUCCUCACCUGUUGUUACCAAGAAAACAGUCCGUUCAAGCAUAAACAUACCCCACCCAACAAUACCCAGAGUGGCCGUAGUGUCCUCAGAUGAUGAUAAACCAUCAGCUUGUGAACUGUCACCUGUUGAUGAAAUGCGUGAAAAGAGAUCGGAGCUAAAGAUAAUGCAGAAAUCAGUUUCAGCAAAUGCUUUAACUCUUCUCAUCCAAGCUCCUGAAGAGUUCCACAAUCAGCCAAUGGAGUCUCCAGGUUCUAGUACCAGCUCUCGUGACGGCUCCCCUUCCAGGGAGAUGUCCCCGCUAGCAAAAAGCCUAAAGCCACCCAUUGUAAUUAAGAAGGGUGCAAGAGGUUAUGGAUUCACAUUGAAGGCAAUCAGAGUUUACCUUGGCAACUCAAACACUUAUGCACUUCAGCAUAUUGUUGUUGCUGUUGAAGAUAAUAGUCCAUCAUUUGAAGCGGGGCUACGACCUGGUGAUCUUAUCACACAUAUUAAUGAGGAACCUAUCCAUAGUCUACUUCAUACACAGGUUGUUCAGCUUAUCCUCAAAGGAAAAGGAGAAUUACGCAUUCGGUCCAUGCCAUUAGAGAGCUCAACCAUCCAAACAGGUGCUAAAAAGAAGGGAACAAAUCCAGGCAAGAUGGCCCGGAGAUCAAAGAAAAAGGCGGGAAAAGGAGGAGAAAAGAAGAAAAGUCGGUCAUUGUUUAGGAGAUUAAGUACGAAGCGGGCUGAACAACAGGGUCAUGUUGCGGGUCAGCUUGGACAUAGUUCCCCACUUACACCAAGCAGUACAUAUCGGAGUAGUCCAUUUAGUAAAUCUUGGUCGUUUGGUGACACUUCUGCUGUAACAUUUAAAACAGGAGUUCAGUCAUCACCAUUAUCUCUAACUUGGUCCCCGGAAACAUGUCAGACCUCAUCAACCAGUAGUUCACCCAGUUCUAGUUCACCUAAUUCACCGGCCAAUCAGUCACACUCACCGACUGGUUAUGGACGUCCAAGUUCCUUGUCUGGUCUAAAACAUAAGCGAACACAGAGCUUGAAGUCUCCGUGCAGAAGAAAAUCUGUUCACAACAUUCCAUUAUCUCCACUGGCACGGACACCAUCACCAUCUCCAAUGCCUGUAUCUCCCACAAGAUCCCCUAGUCCGCUAGCUUUUUCACAGGGGCAUCAAGUAGGAGCUUCAAAUCAGUCACAGAAAACAAUACCAGCACAUUUAAACACAAAUCCAAGUCAAGCUAUAGUUAAGAGACAUUCAUUUUCAAAACAUAAGCCUGACCAGACUUCACCUCUGUUACGUCGAGCUCUAUCACCAGACAGACUACAUCCAAACUCAGCAGAGAAAAUUCAACAAAGAAAAUCGUCUCUGCAGGAAAACAAAAGUAAAUCAUUGGAUCCUCCAUAGCACUAGGUUUUGUUGCUUAGAUAUAUUGUAGAAAGAUGUAAAUAGUUUCUUAUUUAAGAUAUUACUGCUCAAAUACACUGUGGCAUUUAUUAUGAUUUUCAUUUAUUAUAAUAUAAAGCUUAAAAUUAUU